AUGGGCGAGCAGCAAGCAGCGAGCGUCACCAAGCCAAAGGCGAUUGAGCGGCCGGCAGCCAAUGGCCAGCGGCACAGGGGCUGGCCGUCCGAGGUGCUGGGUGGAGCAGCUGGCCGGCCUCGAACACACUCACAUGCAUCCCAAGAGCACAGGGUGGGCACUUGCUUAUGCAAUUCCACCGAGCCCAGAACGGCGUGCCGAGCGCUUGGGCGUGUCCGACUGACGAUUGCAAUUGCACACGCUGUGCGUGGUGAGGAGGCCGACGCCGAGGCGGUAGCUGUACCUGUAGGGUUGAUGACGCCUAUCCAUGCCCAUCUGCAUCCCAGCCCGCUUUCGCCGCCGACGUUGUCACCGCCACCGUGGUGUUCGGGCUUGGGGAUCGAUGUGCAAAGCAAAGAAGAGAAGCGCCAGGACACACAGGCUCCUGCUGCGUGCCGCAACCACGGCCUUCGGCUCAUGUCUGUUGCUCCUGCUCCUGCUCCUGCUGAUGCAGCCGCCAAUAUGGCCCCCCCCUACCCUAAUUUUGGACGCAUAUUAAACAAUGAGGCACUCGAGCACAGUCGCAAUGCCACGCGCUCGUCUGGCGGCGGCUGUUCGCUGCUUGGAUUGCUGGCCCUCUCUCCUCAGGCCUCUCCAGGCGCAGCGGCCCAGUCAGCCCGCUACUGCAGGCGUGCCGAAAAGAGGGCGGAAGGCCGGAUUGCACGAGGAGAGGCGGGCGAUACGUGGCUCGCUGUGGUCGCAGGCGCAGACGGCGGUCCCUGGCGGCGUUCAUUGGCUUGGGGGGUCUUGGAGGUGCAUUCGCUCGUUCCAAUGCGUGCACAACCACUGCAGCGCUCCUGCGUCAGGAGUCAUGAGCGGCGCACCCUUCGGAUGGAGACGGGCGUCCUCCUACGUGCAAGGCCCCUUCGCGGUUGCCAGGCCUCGCUAACUGCCCUCGACACACCACCCACCCAUCACCGCUUUCUGCCCUGUCCUGCCCCGUCCCAUCUCCCCCCAUCUCCCCCUCCCCUCCACCAUCCCUCCCUCUCUCCCUCGUCCUCCUCGUCCUCGUCACCCUCCUCGUCCUCGACCACCCCCUCCCAUCUCCUCACGUCUCGUCUUCGCAGGCGUUGCUCGUUGCAACACAGUGACCCCAGCCAAGCGGACGUGCGCAUCAAAUCUCGGCUGUCACGGCACCCCCAAGCCGCUCAGCAACUUGACCCGACGCUUGCUCUGUCUCCAGGCCUAGCCCACCCGCAAACCAUCAGUGUACUGCCACUCUUGGCUCGACUCGUCUGUCUGGCCCAGACAAGACAAAUCCCGGCUGCAGUCUCUGACAUCAAGCGCCUCGCCGCCUGCCUAUUCCUCUCCCUCACACGCACACCCAGUGUGCAAUCUUCGCCUCUGGUUUUGGCUUGCGCUGCGUAA
Molecule: messenger RNA, 1407 nt
Organism: Bipolaris maydis ATCC 48331
Lineage: Eukaryota; Fungi; Ascomycota; Dothideomycetes; Pleosporales; Pleosporaceae
Source: RefSeq, a predicted model, not a curated record